Molecule: messenger RNA, 1584 nt
Organism: Triticum dicoccoides
Lineage: Eukaryota; Viridiplantae; Streptophyta; Magnoliopsida; Poales; Poaceae
Product: probable purine permease 5
Exons: 2
Coding region: 226-1464 (412 amino acids)
Cellular component (GO): membrane
Molecular function (GO): purine nucleoside transmembrane transporter activity
Source: RefSeq, a predicted model, not a curated record
ACGCUCGCGCAUUAUCCUCCUGAAAUAGAGUAGGAAGAGACCAAAGAAACCACGUUCAUCACGCUCCGAUGCGACUGCGACUCCACCUACCAUCGUCCUAGUACAGAUCAAUCAAUCUUCAAGACUCGCCCACAGAAAUUAGAUGAGCUGGGAGGAGUCGUUGCUUCGAGGCUAGUUCUACCCCCAAGCUCCACAUCACAGGGCCCGGCCGGCGGCCGGCAGAGGAUGGAGAAGGACGGCGGCGAUGGCCUCCGCCACCACGCCAUCCGGCUCCCGCUCACAGUUGCAGCAAUGGAGGGCUCGGACUCGGAGAUCACCAGCAACGGAGGACCAAGCCUCUCGCUGCGCCAGAAAGCGUCUUCGAUCAUGGCCUCCUCCGCGGCGGCAUACCGCAGCAAGCCCGCCUCCUUCUGGGCGCUCCUCGCGCUCAGCGGCGGCGCGAUGCUCACGGCGUUCCCGGCGGCGAGCCUGCUCUCGCGGCUCUACUACAACGGCGGCGGCCAGAGCAAGUGGAUCCUCUCGUGGUCCGCCGUGGCCGGCUGGCCCAUCCCGGCGCUGCUCCUGCUCCCCUGCUACCUCUUCAGCGACGCGUCGCCGACGUGGCCGCCGUCACCGUGGCUCUGCUUUUGGUACGCCCUGCUUGGCCUGCUCAGCGCCGCCGACAACCUCAUGUACGCCUGGGCCUACGCGUACCUGCCGGCGUCCACGGCGUCCCUCGUCGCCGCGUCGUCGCUCGCCUUCUCCGCCGUGUUCGGCCGCCUCAUCGUGGGGCAGAAGAACAGGAUAGGCCUGUCCACGCUGAACGCCAUCGUGGUGAUCACCGCCGGCGUGGUGAUCAUCGCGCUGGACUCGGGGUCCGACCGGUACCCGGGGGUCACGGGCCGGCAGUACGCGCUCGGGUUCGCGCUGGACGUGGCCGGGUCGGCGCUCCACGGCCUCAUCUUCGCGCUCUCGGAGCUCGUCUUCGACAAGUACCUCAGCAACGGCGGAGACGGUGCCGCCGCGACCCGCUUCCACGUGGUGCUGGAGCAGCAGGCGGCGGUGUCGCUGAGCGCGUUCGCGUUCACGUCGGCGGGGCUGGCGGCCACCGACGGGUUCGCGGCGAUGCGGCGGGAGGCCGCGGGGUUCACAACCGCAGGGGGAGGGACGGCGGGGUACGCGAUGGUGGUGGGGUGGUCGGCGGCGACGUUCCAGUUGGGGGUGCUGGGGGCGACGGGGGUGGUGUACCUGGGCUCGACGGUGCUGGCCGGCGUGCUGAACGCGGUGAGGGUGCCGCUGACGAGCGUGGCGGCGGUGGUGUGGUUCCACGACCCCAUGAGCGGCUUCAAGAUCCUGUCGCUGGUGAUCACCGUGUGGGGGUUCGGGUCCUACAUGGUCGGUCACUCGUCGGCGAAGAAGUCGGCCAGAGAGAGGAAUGUUUCGUCUCAACAACAACAUAGGCGGCCAAAUCAAAUUAGGAGCUGAUUUUAUGAUGGCAUUACUGGAGAGGAGUAUAGUUCUGAUUCGUGGUUCGUGAACGAUGUGUGUUUUAACACAACAGUGAUGUAGUUUCGCGUUGAAAUUGAAGUGUACAUUCGAUCGAUA